Colletotrichum karsti is the source of this 5199-nucleotide messenger RNA. Its product is annotated as kinesin family protein. Gene Ontology annotation, molecular function: ATP binding; microtubule binding; ATP hydrolysis activity. Gene Ontology annotation, biological process: microtubule-based movement; cytoskeleton-dependent intracellular transport. Bases 1 to 5199 code for a protein of 1732 amino acids. The record is from RefSeq and is a predicted model, not a curated record. Gene Ontology annotation, cellular component: kinesin complex; microtubule. Lineage: Eukaryota; Fungi; Ascomycota; Sordariomycetes; Glomerellales; Glomerellaceae. The transcript has 2 exons.
AUGCCUCCAGCCGGUGGUGGAAAUAUUAAGGUGGUGGUGAGAGUCAGACCGUUCAACAGUCGAGAGAUCGACCGGGGUUCGAAAUGUAUCAUCGAAAUGAAAGAGAACCAGACGGUUCUGACCCCGCCAGCCGAUGCUCAACAGAAAGGCCAGAAGGAUUCGGGUCAAAAGGUCUUCGCCUUCGAUAGGUCCUACUGGUCAUUCGAUCGCAAAGACAACCACUACGCUGGUCAAGACAACCUCUUCGAUGAUCUCGGUCAGCCCCUUCUGGACAAUGCCUUCGAGGGUUACAACAACUGUAUUUUCGCCUACGGCCAGACAGGUUCCGGAAAGUCCUACUCCAUGAUGGGAUACGGCAAGGAAGUUGGUAUCAUUCCGAACAUUUGCCAAGACAUGUUUAGGAGAAUCUCGGCAUUGCAGGAAGAUAAGCACUUGCGGUGUACCGUCGAAGUAUCGUACCUCGAAAUCUACAACGAACGUGUGAGGGACUUGCUCAACCCAUCAACCAAGGGCAACCUCAAGGUCCGCGAGCAUCCCUCUACCGGUCCGUACGUCGAAGAUCUGGCCAAGCUGGUUGUCGGCAGCUUCCAGGAAAUCGAACACUUGAUGGAUGAAGGAAACAAGGCCAGAACAGUUGCGGCGACCAACAUGAACGAGACGUCCAGUCGAAGUCACGCUGUGUUCACCUUGAUGCUCACCCAGAAGAAGUUUGACCCCGACACCAAGAUGGAAAUGGAAAAAGUUGCCAAGAUCAGUCUGGUCGAUUUGGCCGGUUCAGAAAGAGCCACAUCAACAGGUGCGACUGGUGCUCGAUUAAAGGAAGGCGCAGAGAUCAACAGGUCGCUGUCCUCUCUGGGUCGUGUCAUCUCUGCUCUCGCAGAUAUUUCGACGGGAAAGAAGAAGAAAGGUGCCGGUGGGCAAGUUCCUUACAGAGACAGUGUCCUCACGUGGCUUCUCAAGGAUUCAUUAGGUGGAAACAGUAUGACGGCUAUGAUUGCAGCCAUCAGUCCAGCAGACAUCAAUUACGACGAAACUCUCAGUACUCUCCGAUACGCCGACUCCGCCAAGAGGAUCAAGAACCACGCGGUCGUCAACGAAGAUGCGAACGCGCGCAUGAUCAGAGAACUCAAGGAGGAACUUGCUCUUUUAAGAGGUCAACUAGGCGGUGGUGGUAGUGCGGGAGGUGCGGCUGGAGUAGCCGGCGCAGGUGGUACUAUCACAGCCGAAGAAGUUUACCCUGAAGGCACGCCGCUAGAAAAACAGUUCGUCUCUAUCACUUCAAGCGACGGAGCCGUCAAGAAGGUCUCCAAGGCCGAGAUUGCCGAGCAGCUCAACCAAAGCGAGAAGCUCCUGACGGAUCUUAACCAGACCUGGGAGCAAAAGUUGGCCAAGACCGAAGAGAUUCACAAAGAGCGCGAGGCUGCUCUUGAAGAACUUGGUAUCAGUAUCGAGAAGGGGUUUAUUGGACUUUCAACGCCGAAGAAGAUGCCUCAUCUGGUCAACCUUUCAGACGACCCAUUGCUUGCCGAAUGUCUGGUUUACAACCUCAAGCCGGGUAUGACGACGGUCGGAAACAUGGACACCAAUGCGGAAAACCAAGCUAAUAUUCGUCUUAACGGGACGCGCAUUCUUCACGAUCACUGUGCUUUCGAAAACCAGCCAGACGGCACCGUUAUGAUCAUCCCCAGAGAAGGAGCGUCUGUCAUGGUGAACGGUAAACGGAUUGAAGAACCUAAGCAGUUGCAUUCCGGUUACCGUGUCAUCCUUGGUGACUUCCAUAUCUUCCGUUUCAAUCACCCGAUGGAAGCACAGAAGGAGCGAGCCGAUAAGAGCCUUCUGCGCCAGUCGGUCACUGCCAGCCAGUUGCAAAGUCUUGAUAGCAAGGUGUCUACGCCUACAGCAAGCCCUCGGCCGGGUCACGAGCGCAACUGGAGCAAGGCCGGGUCGGAUUUUGGGGAUAGUCGACCGGACUCUCCAAUCCCAUUUCGCACUGGCCGCGACAAUGAUUGGAGCUUUGCGCGUCGUGAGGCAGCCGAAGCAAUCCUCGGUACGAACCAGAACCUGGCCAGCCUCACAGACGACGAGCUCAACGCUCUAUUCGAAGGCAUUCAACGAGCACGUGCCGAGCGUGUCAAUGGUCGCGAUGGGGACGAGGACACCGAAUCGGUUACGUCUUACCCGAUCCGAGAAAAGUAUAUGUCGACUGGCACCAUUGACAACUUUUCUUUGGACACCGCUCUGACAAUGCCAUCUACUCCGAAGCCUGGUGAAGUCGACGACAAGAUGAGAGAGGUGCGAGAAGAGAUGCAAUCUCAGCUCGACCGGCAAAAGGAAGAAUAUCAAGAACAGCUCAAGACUGCCGAGGCCGCCAAUGUUGAAGUCGAGGAGAUCAAGAAGGAGAAGGUUCGCAUGGAAGAGACUCUGAAAACGAUCAAGGAGGACAUGCAAAAGCAGCUCGCUGUCCAAAGGCAACAGUUUGAGGAGAAACUCGAGAAGAUGGACCCGCUUAAGAGGCCAAAGGCGAACCCCAAGUUGUCAGAAGAAGAGAUCGAGACAGCCCGGCAAGUCGUGAAGCACUGGCGGACAAGGCGCUAUGUGCGCAUGGCCGAAGCAGUGCUCUCACAUGCGUCAGCGCUGAAGGAGGCACAAAUCAUGAGCAAUGAGCUGGAUGAAGGUGUGGUGUUCCAGUUCACCGUCAUCGACGUCGGUCAUUCGCUGUGCUCCUCGUAUGACAUGGUCUUGAACGGACUGACUGGCGAAGGCGACGACAUCGCUCUUGACGAAGCUCAGAAGCCCUGCAUCGGUGUGCGCGUCAUUGACUACAAGAACAGCGUUGUGCAUCUUUGGAGUUUGGAGAAGCUUCAUGACCGAGUCCGUCAGAUGAGGCAAAUGCACCAGUACCUCGACCAACCUGAGUACGCCCAACAUCUCAGUCUUGACAAUCCAUUCGUUGAGACUUGUAUGCCGCAGUACACUCUUGUUGGGGAAGUCGAUGUACCCCUGAAGGCAGUGUUCCAAAGCAGAGUGCAGGAUUUUGCCCUCGACGUUCUUUCUCCACACACGUCUCACGCCAUCGGCAUGAUCAAGCUCUCUUUGGAGCCAUCUCACGCCAGAGCUCCUUCCAACACUCUCAAGUUCAAUGUCGUUAUGCACGAGAUGGUCGGUUUCGCCGAGAGAGAGGGCACUGAAGUCCAUGCGCAACUCUUCAUUCCGGGAGUCUCUGAGGAAGACGGUAUUACGACUACCCAAAUGAUCAAGGACUUCGACGAGGGACCGAUCCGAUUCGAGAGUGUGCACAGCAUGAGUGUUCCUCUCUUCAGCCCCCAGACGGUCACUCUGAGGGCGGCCAUUUUCGCCAAAGUUUCUGCCAUGCAUCUAGACAAGCUCUUGAGCUGGGACGAUAUGAGAGACGCCGUGCCACUGUCUCGCGGAAAAGGCAAAAACGCGCGGAUAGCGGAAUCUCAGUUCUUCACCGAGGAGAAGCACGACAUGCUUGCCAGGAUACAAAUCCUGGAACUCAACGAAGAAGGCGAGUAUACUCCUGUUGAGGUCGCACAAACAAGUGAGAUGGAUGGUGGCACUUUCCAGCUUCACCAGGGGCUGCAACGUCGGAUCGCCAUCAACGUCACGCAUAGCUCUGGAGAUGCCUUGCCGUGGGAUGACGCGAUGAAUUUGAGGGUCGGCAAAAUUCAGCUUCUCGACCAGGCCGGAAAGUCGCCCGACAUGGGUUCCACGUCGCCAACCAUCACUCUCAAACUCGCCAACAAGCCCGCCUUCCGCGAUAACGCAAACGGGACCAGGAGCAUUACUCUGACCGGUCAGUGGGACUCGAGCUUGCAUAACUCCCUGCUGCUGGAUCGAGUCACCGCCGACAAGUAUCGCGUGCAGAUGACAGUGGCGUGGGAAAUCAGUUCCAACAAAUUCUCAGAGCCAAUGAAGUUUGCUAUGCACGUUUGCUGCCAGAUCAUGUCCAGAUCCUACGUUAGACAGACGUCCAUGUUCUCGGCAUUGUGGCAAAGCGUCCGGUUUGUCCAUGCUACCAGCGCGAUCUUCACCCUUUCAAUGCGUCCGGCGCCUAUUAAGAGGGUUGGUGACCUGUGGAGGAUGAGCAGCCAGCACGACUACGUCAAGGGCGAAGAGCAGUUGACCACCUGGACCCCUCGCGGCAUUUCCCUUGUGAGCGACUUCAUUCUUUCUCGCAAGAAGAGGAGACGUAUCGCAGAAAUAGGGGCCGUGCAAAUUCUUCUAAAGAAAAUUGGCCCUCCUGAGCCAAAGUCAAAACCAGCCGAAGAAGAACCACAAGAAGACGACAUGCCGCCACAGCCAACUUUCGAUCACGAUGACGACGAUCUUCUAAACGACACACCUGAGAGUUCGCAAGUACCGGACGAUGAACUUGAACUUGUGAACGGUGACGGUCAAGAAACCCCGCUGCAGGAGCAGGAGGCCACGACAGCGCAGGCUCCUCAGGAGCCGGAACUUCCAGAACACGAGAAGCAUCUCAUCGAGAAAUGCAUCAAGCUCUGGAACAAGUAUCCUGAUCCUCUGUUGCAGAUUCUCAGCCCAAUUAACACAGAUCCACCCGCUGAUGGAGCGGCCCCAGAGUCUGCGCCACCAAGCUUGAUCCCGACCAUCAUCCGUGUUCCCAAGAACCCGAAAGUGCUCAAAGGAGGCUACCUGCUAGUCCCCAAUAGCAGCUCGACGAGAUGGGUCAAGAGAUUCGUGGAAUUACGGCGGCCGUACCUCCACAUCCACUCGGUCACAGACGGGGAUGAAGUGGCUAUUGUCAGUCUGCGUAAUUCUCGCGUUGACAGUCAACCCGGCGUCAUCGGUCUGUUGUCGGGCGAGGAUGAUGACACAGCAUCACAAACCAACGGCAGCGUCGAAGAGUUCCGCCCCAGCCAUCGCCGGACUGCCUCCGGACGAGUCAUUUCGACCAUCUGGACAGGAACUGGUAUGGGCGGCGCGGCAAAUGGGCCAAACGGCGGUCUCCAGCGACUCAGCGAAAGACUGCAGGCUGGUGUAUUCGCCAUUUACGGAACAGACAACACAUGGCUCUUCGCCGGACGCAGCGAACGUGAUAAGAUGGACUGGAUAUUCCGCAUCGACCAAAGUUAUUUCUCCAGUAGCGACAGCGCCACCGGCAGCGGAACCGGCAGUCCAGACAGAUACGACGACUCGCUCAUCGGCGGCUACUGA